This is a messenger RNA of Schistocerca serialis cubense, 3765 nucleotides long. RefSeq names its product zinc finger protein OZF-like. Bases 1022 to 2383 code for a protein of 453 amino acids. NCBI's taxonomy places the organism in Eukaryota, Metazoa, Arthropoda, Insecta, Orthoptera, Acrididae. Gene Ontology annotation, molecular function: DNA-binding transcription factor activity; RNA polymerase II cis-regulatory region sequence-specific DNA binding. Gene Ontology annotation, biological process: regulation of transcription by RNA polymerase II. The record is from RefSeq and is a predicted model, not a curated record. The transcript has 3 exons.
UAUGCCGGUGCUUCGAAGAGUUCUGUCUCGCGUAGUUUGAAAAAAAAAUGUUCUGUCAGUGUAACGCCCCAGCAUUUCUUGAAAACAUGAAGUCAUGACAGUUUACAUCAGCGCCCAUAUAUAUCGCAGAGGCUUUAAAGGGUGCUGUUUAUAGAUUGUUUCUGCAUAAAACACCUGAGGUGUGAAGAAUGAGCCAAAAAUGUUACUUAAGAAAGAGAAGGUGCCAAGGCAGAACUACUUAUAGUUAUGGGGCAACUGGUUUAAUUUAAUAAUGUAGAAAUGAAGUUUACUGAUACCAUUAUCUUGCCAAAUGUAGCAUAGCUCACAUUUUAGAAAGAUUUAUCUAGUGCCUUAUUUUGUAUCAUACUUUAAGAAACUAGUCAUGUUGAAUGUAUCAGAUUAACUAUGUUGUAAUUUACUUGUUUGUAAUUUACAAUUUUGAAGAACAGAUGCUUGUCAUAUUAGCCAAAGAACACAGUUUAUUUUAAUUCUGUACUGAAUUUUUACUUUUAAAUGUUAUUUAUACAAAGCUUUUGCUAUUUUUAUGCCAUAUCAUCUCCUCCUUAGAGGUGUAAAGCUAAACCAAAUGUGCCAGUACCAAACACCAAUGAGUUUAGAAAUUAAGAAUUUCAGUGAUAUCAGACAAGUGCUUUAAAUGUGUCAGUUAUAUCUACAGGUACAAAACUGCACGCAUAGCGUACUAUUCUUGUACUUCCUGCUUGGCAGUCGAUGUGUGUGUUGUAAAAGUUACAAUUGUAUAUUCAAUACCCACCAGAGCAAUAAAAUGUGACAAGCUGCACAGGCACAAGUAGCCAUAUUGUUCCUAAAAAUAAUCUGAGAGGAAAAUUUUUAUUCUAUUGCCACACUGAAAAACUGAGAAUAGCAUUAAACUGGCAAUCUGCAUUCUUUUUGUGACAUUUUGCUUGAUUACUGCAUAAUCUUCUCUGUAAGCCAUAAUACAAGACACUCUGCCAGCAGUUGCUUGUUAUAAUUUUUAUGCAGUUUAAGAUUUUGAAUUGUCAUGGGUAAAUUGAUUAAGAUGAACAUGAAGAAAGAAAAAGGCAAGAAACGUAACAAGAAUCACAAAUGCCAGUAUUGCAGAAAGAACUUCGCAGCAGCAGGUGAUUUAACAAAGCAUUUGAGAACUCACACAGGAGAGAGACCUUAUGAGUGUGCAGACUGUGGUGCACGGUUUGCACAGGGUGGUGGUUUGAAGAACCAUAUUGUGGCCAAACAUACAUAUCCUGAACCAUUUACUUGCCACCACUGUGGACGGACAUUUCCCAUCAAGGAACGCUUAAGGCUGCAUCUGCGUACACACACUGGUGAGCGACCAUAUGCCUGUCCACAGUGUCCACGCCGCUUUGCUCGUGGGGGCCAGCUGCUGCAACAUACCAUAACCCAUACAGGUGAUAAACCAUACCAUUGCACACGUUGCCCAAGGCAAUUUGCCUCCCAAAAGAAUCUCAGUAUGCAUCUGAAACGACACGAUGGGACACGUGAUCAGACAUGUGAAAUUUGUGGUAAAUCAUUUGUUCGGCGUGAUAGUCUCAUGAAACAUGUUGCUUGUAUCCACAGUGGAAUCCGUGCUUUCCGUUGUGACAUCUGUGGAAAAGAGUUGAAAGGUCAUAUUGUCCAGCAUUUACGUAUCCACAUGAGUGAAAAGCCAUUCAGCUGUAAGACAUGUGGAAUGGCAUUCACACAAGCCUCUCAUUUAAAGGUCCAUGGACGUGUUCAUAGCGGGGAGAAGCCGUAUCAGUGCAAAGUGUGUAAAAAGGCCUUUGCACACUCAGCUGCUCUGAAGAUGCAUGUUCGAAGACAUACAGGUGAGAAACCAUUCAAAUGCCUUCUCUGCCCAUCAGCAGCAUUUGCUCAGUUGCCUCAUCUCAAAAAGCAUAUGCUGUGUAUUCAUAAAACAGCAAAACCUUACUUAUGCAUUCGCUGCCGAGAGUUUUUCAAGACAAAAAAUGACUUGGAAACACAUGAACAGACAUGCAAAGCAGAAGAAGUUAACCAUGCAUGUGAGGACGGUGGUGACUCUCUGGAUAAAGUAAAAGACAGUGACGAUAAGGACAAAUCACUUGUACCUCCCAUGCCAAUAGCAAAAAUGAGAAUGUUAUUGGCAAUACUUCUAAAAAGGAUCUCAACAUCUGAAAGGCUUGAGCAGUUAGGUUUCGGGGAGCGCCUCAUUGAUGACGUACUGUGUGAAUCAAUUGAAAUGUCAGGUAGAAAACCCUGUUCUGACAAAGAUAUGGAUGAAGGUGAGAGGUUGAAAAAAAAUGUUGAGAUUCUUUUGGAAUGGACAGUACCAAAACGAUUCAUGGAUAGGUUUCAGAAGGAGGGUAGAUCUGCAGAAGCACUCUUAGAAGAACUCACAUCGUAAUGUAUCAGGUUGGUUAGGUAUUUAUACACGAUCACAGAAAUAAAGAGGAAAUUGUUUUUAUGAAAUGAAACCAAACAUUGUUAUUGUGACUGAAAUGUUUAUUUUUCAAUGUCCAAUACAAAGAUAAAUACAUAUAAAUAAUCUUUUUAUACUAAAAUAUAUCCUAUUAUUUUUAAUCUUGUUUAUUUUUAUAUUAUUUUCAUAAAGUCAGAGAAUGUCAAGAAAAUGAUUUUAGCCAUCAGCUUGCCUAUUUUGUGUAUUAAAACAAAUUUUAUAAAUGAUUGCCUAGAAUACAUAUGAUUAUUGUGAUGGUAGUGCUGUGUGCUGAUUCGUAUAUCAGCUGCUUAUUGUGUUCAAUAUCUUUAGGGUCAGAUAUUUUGUAUUUAAUCUAACAUAAAGGCUACCUGUAGACUUUGUGGAUUUGCCUGCUGCAGUGUGCAUUCAAGAUGUUUAUUCCUCUCUUAAUUUUUCUCAAAGUUGGCUACGUGCAUAAAAAUAUGUUUGAUAAAAUAAAAAAGAACCAGCACGUCAUGUUUUUACCUUAAACUGGGACUGUACUGUGUGCCAGAAUCCAUUGUUAUGUUGAACAAGUGAAAUAGUUCAAUUUUUAAUGUAAGAUAUUAUUAUUAUUUAUGUACAGUUUCAGGACAACAUUUAAUGUAAGACAGUAAUUACAAAAAUAGUUUUGUGAUAACCAACUCUUUACUAGAGGAAGAUAAUGCAGAAAGGUGAGGAUCAAUUAUAUUCUCUCAGGAAUUGCUUUAUUUAGAUAGUGAUAUUAUUUUUUUUCUUCCCCCCCCCCCCCCCCCCCCCCUUCUUCCUAACUUAAAAUACAACACAAAGCCUGUACUGGAAUUUCCAGUUUUUUAUGAUAAUCAAAUUUGCUGCAGAUAAUAGUAUCUCUGUGCAAAGAUUAGGCAUUUGAAACCUAUUUUUUUAAGGACAUCAUAUUUGCCAUUGACUGUAGAAAUUAUGUAUUUCAUAAUUGCAGUUUAGCCCUUAAGGCCAUUAUCAAAUGGUGCUGCAAAAGAUUUUGUGUCAAUACAUGUCGCAGUUUAAAACCCUCUGAGGUACUAUAUGUUUGCAGCUGAAAAGUCACUGACGUGGAAGACAUAUACAAAUUUGUAGUUCGUGCUGUGGUGAAAGAUAGUCAAAAACAACUGAUAAAUACAAAACCAUGUAUUUAUCUGUUAGGACCACCACAAUCGGAGGCUUUCUCCUCCAAUAACUCCUCCUGAACUAAUUGAGAACGUUCACACCUCUCACAGGCAACAUACCAAUUUGCACUGCACGUACCUCAUGCUGUCAAACUGAAAUAAUUGCCAUCAGUGCAUAGCUGCAGGCAGUGAGGGGAAUGACAAUAAAAAAAAAAAAAAGAAAGA